Messenger RNA from Exophiala mesophila, 948 nucleotides. RefSeq lists its product as uncharacterized. Gene Ontology annotation, molecular function: NADP binding; 3-hydroxyisobutyrate dehydrogenase activity; NAD binding. The record is from RefSeq and is a predicted model, not a curated record. Bases 1 to 948 code for a protein of 315 amino acids. Gene Ontology annotation, biological process: L-valine catabolic process. Gene Ontology annotation, cellular component: mitochondrion. The transcript has 2 exons. NCBI's taxonomy places the organism in Eukaryota, Fungi, Ascomycota, Eurotiomycetes, Chaetothyriales, Herpotrichiellaceae.
AUGGGCUAUCGUAUGGCCGGGAACGUACGUACGAAAAUGGACCCCACGUCGACGUUACACGUCCUCGAUAUCGAUAAAUCGGUAUGCGAUAGAUUCAUCAACGAGUUUGGUUCUUUCGGACCCAUUAAGAUUGGAAAGUCCGCAAAAGAUAUUGCACAAAGCUCGUCGACGAUAAUCUCAAUGCUGCCGAUGGACAAGCACGUUAGCUCAGUUUACCUGGACCCGGUGAAUGGCAUCAUCGCGGCAGAACCCAACCCUAAUCGAUUGGCACUCGAAUGCAGUACCAUCAGCGUCUCUACAGCACAAGCUGUAGGAAAAGAGAUCAUGGACGCUGGUGUUGCGCACUACGUCGACACACCCGUUUCUGGAGGGAUAAUGGGCGCUGGGGCUGGCACAUUAUCUUUUUUCUGCGGCUAUGCUGGUCCAGCAGAUAGGGACGACAUGACGAAACGUAUCAAAUCCAUCUUGGAUUAUAUGGGAGCCUCUGAGAGGAUCAACUUCUGUGGAAAGUUGGGCAACGGUCUGGUCAGCAAGAUCGUCAAUAAUUAUAUUGGUCUGAGUAAUCUUGUCAUCGCCAGCGAAGGACUUUCAUUUGGGCUUCGUCAUGGCGUGGAUAUUCACACUUUGCAGCAAUGUAUCAAAGGAUCUUCAGGAGAUUCAUGGAUCUUGAACAAUACGUCGCCUGCUCCUGGAGCCAUACCAAAAUCUCCUGCGAGCAAUGGAUUCCGGCCGGGGUUUACCAAUGCCCUAUGUAUAAAGGAUCUCACCCUUGGUGUCGAGGCUGCGAAGGAAGUGGGCAUACCAACGAAAAUGGGCGAGUUGGCCAUUGCGAGGUACAAGCAGAGCCAGGAUGAUCCACGGACUUCUGGUCUCGACUGCAGUUCCGUCUGGCUUCAUAUCAACGAUCAAGUCGAUGCCUUUGCCAACUCUCAGCCAAACGGACAUUGA